CGCGCAUGCGCUCAGUGAACAAAAGGCUCUGUCGGAGCGAGCGCAGGUUAGAAACAGCAAAGAAUGUGUGUAGUGGAAUUUCAAACACAACAACAAGGGUUUCUGUCGCUCAGUCAAACUGCAGACACAUCAGUGAGUUUACACAUUGGGACAGGCCAGUCACCUCCUCUGUGUGUGAGAUGAGAUUCACUUACUGAGUCGAUCUGACAACGCACUAGUGAGUUCACCUUGGGGAGAGGUCAUUCACCUGUUCUGCAUGUGGGAGGGGAUCUAUUCUGUCAUCCAGCCUGAAGAUACAAAAUCAAGUUCACACCACAGUGAGAGGGUUCACCUGUUCUGACUGUAGGAAAUGAUUCAUUGUCAUCCAAGCUGACGAUACAUCAGAAAAUUCACACCAGUGAGAGGCUGUUCACCUGCUCCGUGUCUGAGAGUAGAUUCAGUCACUCAGCUGACCCACAGACAGACCAGCGAGUUCACAAGGGAGAGAGAUUUUUGAAUUGUUUCGUGUGUGGGAAGACAUUCACUGAGACAUCUGAUCUGUUGACAAAUGAACGAAUUCACCUUAGGGAGAGGCCAUUCCCCUGCUCAGACUCUGGGAAGGGAUUCUCUCAGUCAUUUCAACUGAAGGUACAUCAGUGAGUUCACACUGUUGAGAUGCCAUUCACCUGCUCAGACUGUGGGAAGAGAUUCACUCGGCCAUCUCAUCUAAAGGUACAUCAGCAAAUUCACACUGGGGAAAGGCCGUUCACCUGCUCAGACUGUGGGAAAGGAUUUAUUCGGUCAUUUCAACUGAAGGUACAUCAGCAAGUUCACACUGGGGAGAGGCCGUUCACCUGCUCAGACUGUGGGAAGGGAUUCACUCAUUCAUCCCACCUACAGACUCACCAGUCAGUUCACACUGGGGAGAGGCCAUUCACCUGCUCAUACUGUGGGAAGGGAUUCUCUCGAUCAUUUCAACUGAAGGCACACCAGCAAGUUCACACCGGAGAGAUGCCAUUCACCUGCCCAGACUGUGGGAAGGGAUUUUCUUACCCAUCUCAACUGAAGGCACAUCAGCAAGUUCACACUGGGGAGAAGCCAUUCACCUGCUCAGAAUGUGGGAAGGGAUUCUCUCAAUCAUCUCAACUGAAAGUACAUCAGCGAGUUCACACUGGGGAGAGACCAUUCACCUGCCCAGAGUGUGGGAAGGGAUUCACUCAGUCAUCCCAACUACUGGCACAUCAGUCAGUUCACACUGGAGAGAGGCCUUUCAUCUGCUCCGACUGUGGGAAGGGAUUUACUCUGUCAUCCCACCUACUGACACACCAGUCAGUUCACACUGGGGAGAGGCCAUUCACCUGCUCAGAAUGUGGGAAGGGAUUCUCGCAGUCAACUCAACUGAAGGUACAUCAGCGAGUUCAUACUGGGGAGAGACCGUUCACCUGCCCAGACUGUGGGAAGGGAUUCACUCAAUUACCUCAACUGAAGAUACAUCAGCAAGUUCACACUGGGGAGAGGCCGUUCACCUGCACAGACUGUGUGAAGGGAUUCACUCUGUCAUCCCACCUACUGGCACACCAGUCAGUUCACACUGGAGAGAUGCCUUUCACCUGCUCAGACUGUGGGAAGGGAUUUUCAUACUCAUCUCAACUGAAGGUACAUCAGCGGCUUCACACUGGGGAGAAGCCGUUCACCUGCUCAGACUGUGGGAAGCAAUUCACUCAGUCAUCUCAUCUGAAUGCACAUCAACGAGUUCAUACUGGGGAGAGGCCAUUCACCUGCUCUGAAUGUGGGAAGGGAUUCUCACGGUCAUCCAACCUUGUAAAACACUACCGAGUUCACACUGGGAAAAAGAUUUAAAUAAGCUGCUUGCUGGAUAUUUAACCAUUACAGUUGCUGAAUAUAGAGGCAAGUUCAAAAGUGACUGUUGACGUUGAACUCUGUAAUUAUUGCUGUUGCUCAUCACACCCAGUUCUGUACCCUGGUCACUGGGCAUGGGAGGAGUUUCUUCUGCCGAUGUUCACCUUUAAUGGGACUGGAGUUUCAUAUUCUGGAUCUGUGACUAAUAAAUCAGUUCUAUUUUAAACUCUGUCUCAAGUGCCUAGUGAAUCUACAUCAUGCCCAGUGUACAGUAGGGAGUCAACUCAGCCUAGCUGGUACUUGCCAGUGCUUCUGUUCCAUGACAGUCCUUUUAAAUCCAUCCCUGCUGCUCACCUUUCACUCUCCCUGUGGAGAUGGAUUCCAUAUAGUCACCACUCUCUGAAGAGAUUUCCCUUGAAUUUCCUGCAUGGCUUUCUGCUGACUGAUGAAGAAGACGAGUCUGAUGUGUUCCAUGUCCUGCAAAUCUCUGGACUGAGUAAGAAUAACAAAACCUCUUUAUUUCCUAUAGGAAGAGGCGCAGUCGACG
Molecule: messenger RNA, 2386 nt
Organism: Mobula hypostoma (lesser devil ray)
Lineage: Eukaryota; Metazoa; Chordata; Chondrichthyes; Myliobatiformes; Myliobatidae
Product: zinc finger protein 226-like
Exons: 2
Coding region: 655-1839 (394 amino acids)
Biological process (GO): regulation of gene expression
Cellular component (GO): nucleus
Source: RefSeq, a predicted model, not a curated record